Elaeis guineensis (African oil palm) is the source of this 3236-nucleotide messenger RNA. The record is from RefSeq and is a predicted model, not a curated record. NCBI's taxonomy places the organism in Eukaryota, Viridiplantae, Streptophyta, Magnoliopsida, Arecales, Arecaceae.
CGUUUUUCCAUGAGAAAUCGACGGAAUUUCGCGCUGUUUGGAACGAUAUAAGGCACCGUUUUGGUCGCUCUUUGAUGUUUUCUUCUUCGGCUUCGAUUCCGGAUAGAAUGGACUGCAGACAUCGCUCGAUCUUGGGGGUUUUCGUUUGUUAGUUUCGGAUUGAGGGAGCCGACCCAGAUGGCAACUGAGGCCUUUUUUUUCUUGUUCCAAAUCUUCCUUUUUCGUUUUUUGAACCUUGGAUGGGUCCGAUUCCUCUAUUUCUUGUUUGGAUAACCUCUUUUCUCUUUCCUCUCUCCAUUUUUUCCGUUCGAAAUUGUAACUUUGGGAUUCUACGAUGGAAUUCCAACUCCGGCAGAUAGGAAUAUAUGUAUGUCCAUUGUUAAAGAUUAGUUUUCUUGCGAAUUUCUGGAAGUUGUACCUAUUUUCCCUACUUCGGAUCUCGCAAUCCCUUUCAUACUUGGAAUCCCCUGUUUCCUGUACCAAAUUCAAAUUAUUCUCUUCCUAAUUAGGUGGCUAGUUUACUUUUGUGGAAGUUUUUCUUUUGACACGUUAAAAGGUUUGGUUUAUUUUUCUUUAUUUGGUAGAAUUGUAAUUUUGUAUAUUUUGCUUUAAAGAAAGGACCUUUUCUUGGUUCUUUGUUCUGAUGUUGAGGAGAAUUGAUUGAAUUGAAAGGUAGUUGAUCGAAAUGGAAAAUAGGAGGGCAAGUUAGUGGACUUACCUUUUUUGCAUCCGUUGAUCAAAAUUUAUGUGUAUUGCUUGUGCAGCUCAAUGAAAUUUUAGUUUAUAACGCAGGUGUUCUUAUUUUUUUGUUUAAGAUUUACUAGUAGAAUUUUUCAUGCUGGAUUGCUCUGAUUCCAUUUUUGGAUAAAAAAACUAAAGAAAGAAUGGAUUUUCAUCUAUGAAAUCACCAAAAGUAAGCAUCAAAUGCAAGAUAUUCAGUUGUCUUUGUUUAUAUAUUUGAAUAAAGGCUAGGUGUUUUUAUAGAUGCAAUUUGGAGGGUGUAGAUCCUUAGAUAUAAGAUGGGAAAGAUUAUUUCUGUAGUAAAAUAUAGAUAGAAAGAUCCCUUUACUUUUGCUGAUGUAUUAUGAAUAUUUGAGGAUUUACUUAAAUCACUGAAAUCGGCCGCAUCUAUGCUGUUUGUUUCCCCUAAUAUGUGUCUAUAAAAAAUUCUUCUGUUUCUCUUUGACUUUAAUUCUUCAUUGCUAUGCAUGGAAUUCUAAUAUUUAGAAGCAUCUUAAAAAUUAAGUUAUAUGAACUAUAAAUGCAUAAAUAGUGAUAACUUUUGAAAUAGAAGACAAUUGAUUAUUCAAUCAAUGCAGAGCAUAGCCCUCUUGUUAGGUUACACAUAUUUAACAGGCAUCAAAAUUGCUGUUGUUUAAACUGUUGUUCUUGUACAAUGGCCUUUACUACAUCAUAUCAAUAGUAGCUUCUUUUUGAUCCAAAUAAUUGAUGCAUGUGAACAGUUCUUAUUUCAGCUGUUACUGUUAUUCUAUUGCUAUUGGUUAUUAUUUUCCACUGUAUGCAUCCAUAUAAAAUGGUAAACUUAGGAGGUGACAAAACAGGAUAAAUAUUGGUGAAACUGUGGAACACUGAUAAUUAAGUUGAUGAAGCCAGAAGUUGCAGUGACCAAAUUUUCGUUUCUUUGUGAGAGGAUUUUUUUUUUUUUUAAUCCAUAAAAGUUGCUUUACUUUCUAAAAGAGUUCUUAUAGAACAACCAUAUUAAGAGUCUUUUAGCAAUCCCCAAACUUUGGGACAAACAGGUGGCCCUUCUAAGAUAAUAUCUUGUAUUGGUACAGCUAAAUAUCGCAUAAUCUAUGGACUAAAGUUUGCUUAAGAAAUGGAACACUAGAACUAAAGUUGCGUGAUUAAAUGCAAUAACUUUUGCAUGAAUUUAUUUUGUUAGGAAUCUAGAAGCCAAAUUUUAUACUCUAAGUUGAUCCCCCGUUUUCAUCACAAUAGAGUUGGCAUUGCCUUGUUCCAGCCAGUCAUUUUGGUGAUAGAAUUUAUUAUUCUAUGGUGGCCCCUGUCUUUAAUUACUUGCCUUGUUAGGCUGCUGCUGUUGGAUGCCUAUUCUCUCCAGACUACCAACCUGCAUUUAGACUUAGGGUCACAUGGCUACUCUUGGUUGAUGGUUCCACUCCAUCUCUUGAAAGCUUAUUGAUGAUUCCUAUCUUGUUUGGUGGUGUUUCUGGUGUCAAAUUGAGCAUUUAGUCCUAUCAACCAGGUGCCCAAAAAGGAGAGCAUCCAUAGCAAGAUGGAGGUACAAAGGCCAGCAGAGGGAUGCUCGAGCCAAGGCAUGGAGGAAAUUCAGCUGAGUCAGGAACCACUGAAGAAAUGUGGCAUGGAUGCUGGCAUAGCAGCAUCAUCCAAUGGAUGCUUCGAUUGCAACAUAUGCUUGGACUUUGCCGUCGACCCGGUGGUGACGCUCUGUGGCCAUCUCUACUGCUGGCCAUGCAUAUACAAGUGGCUGCAGCAGGCUGAAAGCAUCUCCCAGCAGCAGUGCCCCGUCUGCAAGGCAUCCAUCUCUGAGAACACCCUGGUGCCGCUCUAUGGCCGGGGUCACAGCACCAAGAGACCCCAAGAGACCCUUGAGAUCCCUCGUCGUCCCUCGGUCCAUCGGGGGGCAAUGGAGCUCCAAUCCUCAUCCACAAGCAGCGACGAGGAGCGGUACAGCGAUUUGUACCCACCAAUUCUCAGGCAUCAGCAACAGCAUUACCAUCUCCAUCAGCAGGAGCAUCACCGCUAUCCUUCUUACUACAGCAUUCCUGGCAGUGAUCCCAUGCCACCAUCCUCCCCACGUGUGACCGGUUCGGCAUAUGGGGGAGCGCUUGGGGGAUUGGCAGUUGCAGUGCUCCCAUGGGUGUUCAGGAAUCAGGAGGCAGCUAGCUGGUCCUACCCAAGUAGCCCAUACUAUCCUGCAGGGAAUGGGAGCAGUCCAAGGCUGAGGAGGCAGGAGAUGGAGCUGGAGAGAGUGCUCCAUCAGAUAUGGGUUUUCCUCUUCUGCUGUGCUAUGCUGUGCCUGCUCUUUUUCUGAGUGUGGAUAGACUGUUUGAUUACAUUUUUGUAAUACCUCUUUACUACAAGAGUUAAUUAAGACUUGAGAAAAUUAUUGACUGGUCUUUGUUGAUCGACAUACAACACACACACACACACACAAACAAAUAGAAAUGGCAGACAAUUUUGUGAUCGGAAGGGGCAAAAAAAUCUAAUAAAAUCUUAUAGCUCUUCUAAGUGUC